GAUGGGACCUUGGAGAGCAUGUCUUGGAAAAAUUGGAAGGCCCGAAGCGAUAAAACUUUACAAAGUGAAAUUAAUGAGACCUGAUGGAAGUGUUAUUUUUGCUCGGACUGCAGAACCCCGAGUUCUUAUUCAACUCCCAAUUGAUCUGCGAACCGCUGAUGAAUAUGAAAGAAGAAUUCGUAUUGCUGAACGAAGGCCGAUGGUCAAACGUGAAUUUGAGGAUCUUGGCGAAGAUACUUUUAGUCAUCAAAAAUAUACUACACAAUGGAAGCGAAAAAUGCAGGCUGAUGAUAUUGUUUGGAAUCAAUUAAAUAAUGGACAUUGUUCUUUUAAGAUAGUUACAAAGUCGAAGAAGUUUUGUCGGAACGAGUACAACCUUACUGGAAUUUGUAAUAAAGCUUCUUGUCCUUUGGCUAAUAGUCAAUAUGCUACUGUUAGGGAAGAGAAAGGUGUUUGCUAUUUAUAUAUGAAGGUAAUUGAACGAAGUCAUUUCCCUGCUCGUUUAUGGGAAAAAGUCAAAUUAAAUAGAAAUAUGGUCAAAGCUGUUGAACAAAUAAAUGUUAAUUUAUUACAUUGGAGUGAUUAUAUUAGACAAAAGUGUAAAGCUAGGGUUAUCAGAAUUCAUCAAUAUUUGGCAAGGAUGAGGAAAAUGAAAUUAAGAGGAAGGCAGCCAAAGAUUAUUCCAAUUCAGAGAAAGAUUGAACGGAGAGAAAAGCGAAGAGAAGAAAAGGCUUUAAUUGCUGCAAAACUUGACAAUGCUAUAGAAAGGGAAUUACUUGAAAGAUUAAAGAAAGGAAAUUAUGGGGAAAUGUAUAAAUUUAGUCAAAAGGCAAUUGACAAAACUGUUGACAGAAUGAGAGAAGAUGAAGAGGAGGACGAGGAAGAAGUUGAAUAUGAAAUGGAGCAAGAAGAUCAACGCCAAUUUGUUGAAGAUUUUGAAGAAUCUGAAGAGGAGGAGGAACAGGAUAUUGAAGAUAUUUAA
Meloidogyne enterolobii is the source of this 982-nucleotide messenger RNA. NCBI's taxonomy places the organism in Eukaryota, Metazoa, Nematoda, Chromadorea, Rhabditida, Meloidogynidae. The record is from the annotation of a GenBank genome assembly.